This is a messenger RNA of Epinephelus fuscoguttatus (brown-marbled grouper), 1418 nucleotides long. RefSeq names its product myosin, light chain 9b, regulatory (gene myl9b). NCBI's taxonomy places the organism in Eukaryota, Metazoa, Chordata, Actinopteri, Perciformes, Serranidae. Gene Ontology annotation, cellular component: myofibril; stress fiber; cytoplasm. The record is from RefSeq and is a predicted model, not a curated record. The transcript has 4 exons. Gene Ontology annotation, biological process: myofibril assembly; platelet aggregation. The coding region runs from base 179 to 700 and encodes 173 amino acids. Gene Ontology annotation, molecular function: calcium ion binding.
CUCUCUAUUGGCCAAGCCAGAAAGGGGAGGGACCCACCGGGAGUCUGAUUCUUUAAACAAACUUUCCAGUAGGACUGCCUGCUUCCCUUCGCACUGCUGUGUUGGACCCAGACAAAAGGAGUUUGAGGGACUUCUUGAUAUUUCUACCUGAAGCCAAGGCCCAGACCCAGCCGCCAUCAUGUCGAGCAAGCGUGCAAAGGGAAAGACCACCAAGAAGCGUCCUCAGAGGGCCACCUCCAACGUCUUCGCCAUGUUCGACCAGUCUCAGAUCCAGGAGUUCAAAGAGGCCUUCAACAUGAUCGACCAGAACAGAGACGGUUUCAUCGACAAGGAGGAUCUGCAUGACAUGCUGGCCUCUCUGGGUAAGAACCCCUCUGAUGAAUACCUGGAGGGGAUGAUGAGCGAAGCACCAGGGCCCAUCAACUUCACCAUGUUCCUCACCAUGUUUGGAGAGAGGCUCAAUGGAACGGACCCCGAGGACGUCAUCCGCAAUGCCUUUGCCUGUUUUGAUGAGGAGGGAUCUGGUGUGAUCCAUGAGGACCAUCUGAGAGAGCUGCUGACCACCAUGGGUGACCGCUUCACAGACGAAGAGGUGGACGAGCUGUUCCGCGAGGCGCCCAUUGACAAGAAGGGCAACUUCAACUACGCAGAGUUCACCCGCAUUCUCAAACACGGUGCCAAAGAGAAGGAUGACGAAUAGACGGAGACAUCAGCUGCCUCAGGGCCCCCCGAACAUACACUGAACCACAAAUCGAUCCCUAGCUCCUACCUUCAUGGACCUUGUAGGUUUUAGAGAAAAGAAAUAGGAAUAGUAUAUAAAGUCUUUUAUAUAGGAGCAGAAGUGGCUAUGGUGUUACAGUUAUUUAGAUAUGAACAUGUUUUUGAUAGGUAGGGGCUUGGGAUUCAUUUGGGAUCCACGGAAACAUUUUGCAAUACACUACUUUUCACCUUAUAUCAUCAUUGAAGGUUACCAUGAAGAGAAGUGUAUGUGCAUCUCAGAGCUUCAUGUCACUUUGACUGCUGGGUGGAUGUUUGAGAUGCAUCAAACAUCAUGUAUGUGUGUGCGGGGGUGUUUUUGGACUGUGUGAUCCGGUGCCACAUACAGUACCAGCAAUGUUUACCUCUUCCUGCCAAUUAGCUACAGUACCACACCUGCACAAGCACUGCAACAGGUCUCCAUAUCUGUAAUGUUUGUAUCCCUGUAUAUUAACAAUGGAUUUUAAAGAAGCAACCAUUCUGAUUUUGUUUAUUAAAAGUGGUGAGUACUUGAUGAAAUGGUUUGUUGUAGAGCUUUCAGUCUAAAGUCUUUGACCCAUCAGCUGGCUGUGUGUAUUUGUUGAAGGAUCAAGUAUGUUUGUGUUGUUGAAGGAAUUCAGUCUUGAAUUGUUCCUCAGACAAAUAAAGUAAAGUUCAUUCGU